Ricinus communis (castor bean) is the source of this 1327-nucleotide messenger RNA. RefSeq names its product phytochrome-interacting ankyrin-repeat protein 2. Bases 540 to 1073 code for a protein of 177 amino acids. Lineage: Eukaryota; Viridiplantae; Streptophyta; Magnoliopsida; Malpighiales; Euphorbiaceae. The record is from RefSeq and is a predicted model, not a curated record. The transcript is spliced from 3 exons. Gene Ontology annotation, molecular function: protein binding.
CGCCGUUUUAUCAAACACCACCGCCAAUUCUCUCUGCAAAGUUUUGGAAUUUUCUCAUAUCUCAAGAAUUAGGGUUUGUUGAAAGGGUUAACGUUUCUUUAUGUUUCCUCAAAAUUUUCUUCACAUCAGACCAGGGUUUCUUUGAUCGCUACAACUUUCUUGAAAUCGACUCCUUAUUGUACUCAAAUUAGGAUUUUUGUUUUCUUUUUGGCUGUAUCCAAAGUAAAGAAAUGUUUAUAAUUUGUUCAAAUUCCGACGUCGUCUCCAUCUCGAUCUCUCAAAAUCUUCGUGUUUUCGGUCCCGGUUUGAAUCCUUUUGCUCCUUACUGCAUUGCCAAUCACUCUUCUCGUUAAAUUUCUUUAGAACAGGAAGAAAUAGAUAGAACAUGUAAAAUUGUGGUCUAUUUUGUCCUCGUUAUUGUUAAUUCUUCUCCUUCUUAAUAUUUAUUGUUUUUUAAUUCUUAAAAAACAGCGUUAAUUUUGAUAUUUCGAUUGAUAAAAUUUGGAAGGAAGAGAAAAAAAAAGAAACAAAGAAAUAGGAUGAUGCUUGAAGAAGCAUCGGAUUCGGUUGCUUUAGUAUUGGGACGUAGUUUGUCAAAACGACUGAGUUUUCGGUCAAGAGUUGAUAGAGAUGAUAGAGGAUGGACUUUGCUUCAUAUUGGUGCUAGAAAAGGCGAUCUCAAAGAGGUGAAGCGGUUACUUGAUCGAGGAAUGGAUGUUAAUGUUCCUGCAUGGGGUCCCAAAUCUAAAGGGGCGACCCCUCUCCACCUUGCUGCUGAGGGAGGUCACCUUGAGGUUAUGGAUGAAUUGCUCGAGCGUGGUGCUGAUAUUGAUGCUAGGACUUGGGGCGCUUGUGGUUGGACACCGCUUCAUAGUGCAGCAAAAGGAAGGAAGAAAGCAGCAGUCAAAUUCCUUAUUGAGAAUGGGGCAUUCUUGCCAGAUGACAUAAACGAUAUCAGAUUUAAUCCACCUCUCCAUUACUGUCCUGGUCUUGAAUGGGCAUAUGAGGAGAUGAAGCGUCAACAGAGAGAGAACUGGUCAGCAGGCGAAUCAUCCUACAGCUCUGAUGGCUAGCUAAUAUCCUCUCCCAGCCAUUCUGGUCACUGUAAUAUUUUAAGCGUAAUAGGUUUUUCCAGCGUGUUGUUUUUUGUUCAGUUGCCCUGCAUUGCCGAAGCGUAGAUGAAGUAUUCUAUGGUCUUGUGCUGUGUUGACUUGUUCGCUUAAUACGCUGUUUACUGGUGCUGGUGUUAAGUGGAUAGUGUUGUGUGUUACGAAACUUAUUUUUGUAGUACCAAAUAAUCACAAGGGAGAUGUGCAUUAAUUGCUUA